Passer domesticus (house sparrow) is the source of this 1505-nucleotide messenger RNA. It is a transcript of the gene ARHGDIA, whose product is annotated as Rho GDP dissociation inhibitor alpha. Gene Ontology annotation, molecular function: Rho GDP-dissociation inhibitor activity; protein binding. Gene Ontology annotation, biological process: Rho protein signal transduction. The record is from RefSeq and is a predicted model, not a curated record. The transcript has 6 exons. Lineage: Eukaryota; Metazoa; Chordata; Aves; Passeriformes; Passeridae. Bases 178 to 792 code for a protein of 204 amino acids. Gene Ontology annotation, cellular component: cytosol; membrane; cytoplasm.
CCCCCCGGGCCAAUCAGCGCGCGGUCCGCGGCCGGAAGCGCGGCGGCGGCGCGGCGGCGAGUAACGGGAAGUGUCGGGCGUGUCCCGGAAGUGCGGGGGCGCGCGGGGCCUGGGCGGAUCCGCGGCGUUGGCAGCGCAGCGCGGAGCGAGCGAGACCGUGUGGUCACGUGUGUGAGGAUGGCAGAGCAGGAGCCAACGGCAGAGCAGCUGGCCCAGAUUGCAGCUGAGAAUGAGGAGGAUGAGCACUCUGUCAACUAUAAGCCACCUGCCCAGAAGAGCAUCCAGGAGAUCCAGGAGCUGGACAAGGACGAUGAGAGCCUGCGCAAGUACAAGGAGGCCCUGCUGGGCGCCGUCACCGUGAAUGCAGAUCCCAAUGCUCCAAAUGUGGUGGUGACCAAACUGACCUUGGUCUGUGCUACUGCUCCAGGGCCCCUGGAGCUGGACCUGACAGGUGAUCUAGAAAGCUACAAGAAGCAAGCAUUUGUGCUGAAGGAGGGCGUGGAAUACCGGAUAAAAAUCUCCUUUAGGGUAAACAGGGAGAUUGUGUCAGGAUUGAAGUACAUCCAGCACACAUUCCGGAAAGGUGUGAAAAUUGACAAGACUGAAUACAUGGUUGGGAGCUAUGGCCCCCGAGCAGAGGAGUACGAGUUUCUGACCCCCAUGGAAGAGGCCCCAAAGGGCAUGCUCGCCCGGGGCAGCUACAACAUCAAAUCCAAGUUCACAGAUGAUGAUAAGACUGACCACCUGUCCUGGGAGUGGAACCUGACCAUCAAGAAGGAUUGGAAGGACUAGCCCUUCCUGAGGCCAAACCCCAGAGAGCGUGAAUCAGACAGUGGCUACCGUAGAAUUCCCCCCCUGUACCAAAGUGCUGACAUUGGAACCCUCUUACCUGUCACCCCCAUUAUCAUUUGACCAGAGAGCUCAGUUUUUUAUGUGCCCCCUCCCCAGAGAAUUGCUGAGUGCAUUGACCAAACCAUGCUGUCUGCAUCUGGUCUCCAGCUGCCCGUCCUGGGGCUGUGCUGCCCCAGCACUGAGGGGAGUGCCCACUCCCUUGCCAGGCCCUUUCUUGCUUCCCACCUUCCUUUAUCCAGGAGGUGCCAAAGGGGAGGAACCCCUGUUAGGAUCCUGUGCUUGGCUUUCCUGCGCACAGCUCAGGGUAGCUACUGCCUCCAAGUAGCUGAAGAAUUUUGGUGCCAGGCAGCUGUCAAAUCAGUUUAUUGGCUCAAGUGUUGUCUGCCUGCCCUUUCCGCCCUGUCAGUGUCCUGGGCAGCUUCAUUUGUGGAUGUUCCCUGUAACCAUGAUGCCUUAAAUGUGUAACAUGUAUCCUCUAGGGAGGGGGUCCUGCCUCUGUUACACUUUUUAAACGCCACCUGCCCUCCCCAUCUGUUGGCAUGGGCUCAGCUUCCUCACGCCCCUCAUGUGUUAUUAGGAAAGAUUCACAACUUCCCACUUCACUGCUGGUCCGUUCCUCACCCGAGACAGGACAUCUCCAGAGGGGGGAGGGU